This is a messenger RNA of Manihot esculenta (cassava), 2061 nucleotides long. Its product is annotated as WRKY transcription factor WRKY24. The record is from RefSeq and is a predicted model, not a curated record. The transcript is spliced from 5 exons. Gene Ontology annotation, molecular function: DNA-binding transcription factor activity; sequence-specific DNA binding. The coding region runs from base 146 to 1870 and encodes 574 amino acids. Gene Ontology annotation, biological process: regulation of DNA-templated transcription. NCBI's taxonomy places the organism in Eukaryota, Viridiplantae, Streptophyta, Magnoliopsida, Malpighiales, Euphorbiaceae.
AAUACGUGAUCAACUUCCCUUCUUCUCCUUCUUCAACCACACCCUAACCUUUCAUCCUCAGCCAUUUUUCUCCAUUGUUUUCUCUCUCAAAUACUGAAAGUUCUCAUCUUUCUUUCUUUUUCUUCUUGCUGUUUUUAUUUAUGCCAUGGCUUUUUCUUCUGGGAGCUUAGAUACGUCUGCAAAUUCUCAUCAUUCAUCGAAUUUCAGUUUCUCCACUUACUCUUUCAUGUCCACGUCGUUCUCUGAUCUUCUUGCAUCCGGUGCCGGUGAUGAAGCUCUUAAUACCCAGAGUGAGAAUCAACGGCGUGGGUUGUCCGAUCGAAUUGCUGAGAGAACUGGGUCAGGUGUCCCUAAGUUCAAAUCUAUUCCACCUCCUUCUUUGCCCAUCUCUCCUCCUUCUGUUUCUCCUUCUUCUUACUUUGCUAUUCCUCCUGGUUUAAGCCCCACUGAACUUCUGGACUCUCCUGUGUUAUUGAACUCUUCCAACAUUUUGCCAUCUCCAACUACUGGGACAUUCCCAGCUCAGGCUGCCAAGUGGAGCACGAGUUCUGGUCGAAACCAGCAAAAUGUCAAGCAAGAAGACCCCAACUUUUCUGAUUUCUCUUUCCAGCCACCGACAAGGCCUCCCACAGCCUCAUCUGCAAUGUUUCAAUCUUCAAACACUAGAAUUCAAACCGCACAGCAACAAGGAUGGAGUUUCCAAGAAUCUGUGAAGCAAGAUGAUUUUGCUGCAGGGAAAAGUAUGCAGAGCUUCUCCCCAGAGAUUGCUGCGAUUCAAACCAACGAUGGGUUGCAGUCAGAUUAUGGCGGUGCUCAUCAACAGCAAUAUCAGUCAGUUAGAGAACAGAGAAGAUCAGAAGAUGGUUACAAUUGGAGAAAAUAUGGACAAAAGCAAGUUAAAGGAAGUGAAAAUCCCAGAAGUUAUUACAAGUGCACGUACCCCAAUUGCCCUACAAAGAAGAAAGUUGAAAGAUCUUUGGAUGGACAAAUAACUGAGAUUGUUUACAAAGGUAGCCACAACCAUCCUAAGCCUCAAUCUACUAGAAGAUCAUCUUCAUCAUCAUCAGCAGCAGCAGCUUCCAAUCACGCAAUCAUAGCUCCUAAUCUUCCAUCAAAUGAGAUGCAAGAUCAAUCACUCGUCACCCAUGGCAGUGGACAAUUAGAUGUUGCAACACCUGAGAACUCCUCAAUAUCCAUAGGGGACGAUGAUUUUGAUUCCCAGAAGAGCAAAUCUAGAAGCGAUGAGUUUGAUGAAGAUGAACCAGAGGCCAAAAGAUGGAAAGCAGAAGGAGAAAACAAUGAAGGGAUUUCAGGAGGUGGAAGCAGAACAGUGAGAGAACCUCGAGUUGUGGUUCAGACAACAAGUGACAUUGACAUUCUUGAUGAUGGAUACAGAUGGAGGAAAUAUGGGCAAAAAGUAGUCAAGGGAAAUCCAAAUCCUAGGAGCUACUACAAGUGUACACAUCCAAGUUGUCCUGUAAGAAAACAUGUAGAGAGAGCAUCUCAUGAUUUCAGAGCAGUGAUCACAACCUACGAAGGGAAGCACAACCAUGAUGUCCCGGCAGCUCGCGGCAGCGGCAAUUCUGUGAACAGGGCGCUGCCGGAGACUAACUCUGCAGCUAUGCCUAUGACAAUAAGGCCAUCUGCAAUGAACCAUAACUCACUUCGCCAUCUUAAGUUACCACCAAAAACAUCAGAAGGGGAAGCACCCUUUUCACUGGAGAUGUUUCAGAAUUCCGACAGUUUUGCGUUCUCAGGGUUCGGCAAUCAACUGGGUUCUUACACGAAUCAAACAUCGUCAGACAAUGCUUUUUCCAGAGCCAAAGAAGAACCGAGAGAUGAACUGUUCCUGGAAUCAUUGCUGUGCUGAAAUUUGCAGGCUUCUGAAGGAAGAAGAAGAUAAAAGAGAAUGAUGUGGAAAUAGUAAUUUUGAUUAAUUGCAUUGUGUUUGUUUGUUGUGUAUAUUGAUUUUUGUAAUGUUGUGAAAAUUACAUUUUUUAAAAAUUUAUUUUUUGAUUGUUUUGGGGCUGACUGUAUCUCAAGCCUCGAUUCAAUUUUGUA